GUUGAAUUAAACAUGGCUCAGUGCGAAGAGGUCGCCAGAUCUGAAGAAUACAAGAGAAUUCUUGACGAUCAUGAUCUAACUAGCUGGAUUGUUUGUGACAUUGAGGGUUUCAGCAAGUUAGUUGUUAACUCUGCCGGUGAGGGUGGUUACGAUGAGUGUAUCAAGCACUUAGACCCUGCCAAGUGCCAGUUUGCUCUUAUUGAGGUGAUUGGACUUGAGAACAAGUCUGCCGUUACGAGCAGACGUCCCAAGUUCGUGUUCAUUGCCUGGAUCGGUAGCGAGACUCCCAUCAUUGAGCGUGCGCGUGUGAGUACCAUCAACUCCCAGGUCCGUGAGUUCUUCUGCAGAGCCCAUAUUGGUCUCCAGGUGAACACUCUGGAGGAGAUGACGAAGGACAUCAUCAUCCGUGAGCUGGACCGUGCUUCCGGCUGCCACGCCCCCGACGAAUACAUUUUCGACAUCACCGCGGAGGAUAUCGACUUCACUGGCCACGAGGACGACGUGAAGCAGAGCGAUGUGACGUUCGAGGACGUGUGGGAGGAGUUCAAGAAACAGGAGUCGAAUGUGAACUGGAUCCUGUUCCAGCUCGCCAAGGACGAGACCCUGCAGGUGUUCGGCUAUGGCAACGACGGUCUGCAAGGACUGAUGGACAAGCUGGACGACAGCGAGGUGCUGUACGGAAUUUUCAAGGUGAACGCCUUCAACAAGGCCGGAACCUGCACGUCGGUGCGAGAGCGCUUCGUGUUCCUGAUCUGGGUGCCCGAGAACGCUCCCGUGUUCACUCGCGCGCGUGUGGCCACGCACAAGCAGGUGCUGCUGAAGCGUCUGCAGACCUACCAUGCGGAGAUUCGCGCCGAAAGCAUCGAGGAUAUCACGCGAGAGGAUAUCGUGAAGAUUUUGGACAAGUCGUGCGGAUCGCACAAGCCCCAGAAGUACAUCUUCGGACCUGGAGACGAGGUGGUGUGCCAGGAGGAGGAAUAAGAAAACAGCCGUUCGUUCGUUCAUUCUUUCUUUCUUUCUGUUGUGAUAGCAUGUUCUAUAUC
This is a messenger RNA of Blastocystis hominis, 1043 nucleotides long. RefSeq lists its product as hypothetical. The transcript is spliced from 4 exons. NCBI's taxonomy places the organism in Eukaryota, Bigyra, Opalinata, Blastocystidae. Gene Ontology annotation, molecular function: actin filament binding. Gene Ontology annotation, cellular component: cortical actin cytoskeleton; plasma membrane; site of polarized growth. The record is from RefSeq and is a predicted model, not a curated record. Gene Ontology annotation, biological process: regulation of actin filament polymerization. Bases 13 to 981 code for a protein of 322 amino acids.